Molecule: messenger RNA, 1735 nt
Organism: Leguminivora glycinivorella
Lineage: Eukaryota; Metazoa; Arthropoda; Insecta; Lepidoptera; Tortricidae
Product: nuclear RNA export factor 2-like
Exons: 10
Coding region: 55-1713 (552 amino acids)
Biological process (GO): poly(A)+ mRNA export from nucleus
Cellular component (GO): nucleus
Molecular function (GO): RNA binding
Source: RefSeq, a predicted model, not a curated record
UUUCAGCUUUGGAUCGGAUAAUAUUAUUCUUAGGAUUAAUUAACUUGAAGAAUAAUGAGUACCAAGAGAUUUCAGUUAGAAAACUACAAAAAGUAUUUACUAAAUAGGAAUACUGCUUCUACAGUGGUCAUAUCAUACAUCGAAAAUUGUAUAGUUACCGAAGAUGAAGCCGCUAAGCAUUCUUUUCAUAAAAUUAUGGUUCAUAACUGGCCAGGGAGUCACAUCGAGCUUUUUGAUACGCUGAUGGACUACUUUCAGUCGUCUUUCACUCCCGUGAACUGUACAUCUCAAGGAGAAAUAACCACAUUUUAUACAAGCAGCCUGAACUUUGUCAUGAAAGUUGUGAAACAUGAUUUCAUGUUCCCAUACCAGCGCAACAUGUUCAACUUGGACUUGCUGUUCAACGACAGAAGUUCUGCGGACUGCUUCGACAACAGGGUGACGGUGGACGACGUGGUGGCUGGAGUGGUCAGCAACAGGAUGAGUGACAAGCAUGAACUGGACUUGUCUAAUUUUGAUAAAGACCCAGAAUUUAUAGAAAAGAGAAUACACUUCUAUAAGUUGUCCAUGUUAUCACAGUACAAAUUAUUGAUGAUUCGCAUGGGAAGAGACACAAAGUCCCUGAAUUUAAGCAAUAACAAUCUAAGUACAAUACCAGUGGACCUAUUGAACUUCUUCAUCAAAGGAGAUUUAACUGCCAUCAAUUUAAGUCAUAAUGAGAUACCUGCCUUAUCAGAACUACAAAGAAUCAGUAGUAAAAUAGAGAAACUUUGGAUUGAGGGCAACCCACUUUGUGAGAACCUAGACCCCUCAACAUAUGUGAAAAACAUUGUUAUGCGGUUUCCAAGACUAACAGAACUGGAUGGUAUAACCCUAAACCAACACGGCGUAAUGUUGCCAUUCUUCAAAAACUUCCUAGAGACGCCCGACAAAAGAACCAAGAUGGUUGUAGAGAAGUUUCUCACCUUGUACUUUGCUCACUAUGAUUCAAAUCGAAAGAAACUUCCUAACUUCUAUGAUGGCAAAGUUUCCUUAACCAUAAACACAUCAUUCACUGAAGCAGAAAGAGCGGCGCUUCCACCAGCCUACACGAACUUCACCCGCAACGCGUUGGACCCGCAGAGACGUAAACAAUUCCGCAGUAAGGUGUUCCGGAAUAGUCACUCAUGCGUCCACGCUCUAUGCUCGCUGCCCAGGUCUGAACACGACCCUACUACCUUUUCCGUGGAUGUGCUGAGACAUGAUAAAAAAUGUAUGAUCCUGGUGGUAGAUGGUACAUACCGUGAGAAGUCAUUCAACCCAGAACAGCCGGACCGCUACUUCCGGUUCCGGCGUACGUUCGUGUUCAACAUCUACAAUAUGACCCCCAACUCCGUGUACCACAUCAACAACGAGAUAUUCUCUAUUUCUUUCGCCACUAAGGAACACAUUGACAAUAGCUUUCAGAUUCCAAUAAGGAAUAUGAACUCCUUGGUUCUUAUAAAUCCGGAGUCAGAAGAAAGAGAAGCGAUUAGCAGAGCAUUCACACACAUUACGCAGUUGAAAAAGACUGAAGUGGAAUUGCGUCUGAAAAUCCAUAGCUGGGAUCUAAGAAGUGCAGUCAAGGAAUUUUGGGACGAAUUAAAGAAGAAUAAAAUAUCAGCCGACAAAUUUAUUGAAGAUGAUUACGACGAUUUCUCCGAUACAUCCUCAUUGAUAGAUGAAGUCGACUAAAUAAAGAUUUAUGUAAUUUAUA